Cherax quadricarinatus is the source of this 4845-nucleotide messenger RNA. The record is from RefSeq and is a predicted model, not a curated record. Lineage: Eukaryota; Metazoa; Arthropoda; Malacostraca; Decapoda; Parastacidae.
UGUCAGUGGGCUUUUAAACCCCCAACAACAAGAACAAGAGAGGGUGGUGGCCGCUGCCGCUACUAAGAAACAUUAACGUGUUUUGCUUCGCUUCUUGCUUUACGUCUUAAAAUUUCAGAACUCAUCAUGAAAGUGUUCCAUAUCUCCUUGUUGUUCCUGGCACUCAGUGUUUAUGUUGCUGCUGAAGAGGAUGUGGAUUUUGUAGACACUGCUUCUGAGGAAGAUGGAGAGAUUGCUCUGAAGUGUGAUGCUUGCAGAAUAAUAGCAGCUAAGUUUGCAGAAGCAUUUGUUGACAUCCAAGGUAACAUCAGUCCCACAGUUUCGCCUAAAGAUGAAGAAAUUAUUGAAGCAGCAGAGGGUACAUGUGAUGAAACAUGGGAAGGAUAUGGUGUGACAGUUGUGGAUGGAGUGGAGAGGCUCUCAGGACCAGGAGCUGAUAUAGAAGAUGGUACCAUUGAGAAGGAUUCUAUUUGGUCUCGUAGACUACAGGAUAUGUGUGAUAAUUCUGGUUUUAAUUUUUUUGUAUUUAUGUGUAUCAUUUCCUCUUAUAAAGUCUUCAUUUUGCCCCUCAGUGGUGAUGGAACCUUCGCAGCUUGCUCUUCAGACAACUGGGGUCCUUGGCCAGGUGAUGAUUAUGAAGACUAUGAUGAUGCAGCUGAAUUUGAGGACAUACAUGAUGAGUUUUGAUGAGUUAUUCAGUAAAUUUUAGUAAGAUGAGAAUUCUCAUUUUUUUUUUUGGGGGGGGGGGGUAAAUUUUAAGUGUUUUUUUUAGCUUUGUACUUUGCUAGUCUUGAUAGGUGAUAAGCAAUCUCAGUAAGGUAACAAGCUUUACUUUUUAUACUAAUGUAAAAAUUAACGAUAUAAGAUACAGCUUUAUUUGAAGCACUUUCAGUAGUGUCUCAUAACUUUUUAGAUUGUAGGUCAUUAUAAGUCAGUGUUUGGCAUUAUUAAGUUAUUAAGGAGUAAGGUAGUUUAGCCUUUUUCUCUGAACAAAGUUACAUUAUUUCAUGCCUAAAAUAUAGAGUGGGAUGCCUGUUGGCAUUACCAGAAUUAAAGAAUAACAUGAAAAUCUCUCUGUAGAAUACUGAGAGUAUCCCUUCAGAAUAUUAAUUAACAGAAAGUAUUCCUUCAAGAUGCAGUACUAAUUGAUAAAGUGUACCUACUGUUUCUCUGCUGAAUACAUUUUGUAUAAUUAGUAUAUGGUUUUAAGCAUGGAUCAAUAAUAUUGUAACUACAUUCCUCAGAAAUGCAUUUACUUAUACAGUGGACCCCCGGUUCGCGAUGCUAUCAGUAUCCGAUAAAUCCGGUAACUGAUGCAUUAUAUCGCAAAAAAUUUGCCUUGGUUCCCGUUACAAAACCCGGUAUGCGAUACGAUUCAUACGAGACGUGUCCAGUGUUUACAAGCCAGCCAGUGUGUGCGCAUCAAGGAUACAUUCGGUACAUUCUAUAUUAUCCAUAUUAUCACUGUUUUUGGUGCUUUUUUCUGCAAAAUAAGUCACCAUGGGCCCCAAGAAAGCUUCUAGUGCCAACCCAUCGAGACCAAGGGUGCUAAUAACUAUUGAAAUUAAGGAAAUGUGUGCAAAGUGGCUUGAAGUGCAAACCUUUUUUGAUGAAAGUCACCCUGACACAGCUACUGCAAGCCGUGUUGGCAACCUGUACACUGACAAUGUUGUGAACCACUUUAGGAAAGUCAUAAAGGAACGAGAGGUACAGGCCUUUCUGGACAGAUAUGUUGUGCGACAGAAGUCCAGUGACUCUCAAGCUGGUCCUAGUGGCAUUAAAAGAAGAAGGGAAGUAACCCCGGAAAAGGACUUGCUACCUCAAGUCCUAAUGGAGGGGGAUUCCCCUUCUAAACAUUAAAAACUUCGACACUCUCCCCUCCUCCCAUCCCAUCAAUCAUCACCAGAUCUUCAUUAAAGGUAAGUGUCAAUUAUUCUAUUGUGAUUAUUCUAUUGUUAUUAUUGUUAUUGUAAUUAUUAUAUUGCAUUAAACUUAAUAUAUCAUGUGGUAAAAGUUUUUUUUCAUACUUUUGGGUGUCUUGCAUGGAUUAAUUUGAUUUCCAUUAUUUCUUAUGGGGAAAAUUGAUUCGCUUUCCGAUAAUUUUGGUUUACGAUGAGCUCUCAGGAACAGAUUAAUAUCGUGAACUGGGGGUCCACUGUACUGACAGUCAGUCAUUAGUGUCUGUAUAUUCAGACAGUACCCACUCUUAUGAAUACAGCUGCUACACUUGUUGAGAAAGUUUGUAAAGAAAAAUCUUUAUAAUGUAAAUCACCAUUUCUUAUAGAUAGUUACAGUGGAACCUUGGUUUUUGUUUGCCCUGGUUUUCGUCAAAUUUGGUUAUCAACGACUUUUUUUUUGUCAAAAUAUUGUCCCAGUUUUCAUUCGUCACCUUGGUUUUUGUCCACUGUGCCAAAUGUGUCUGCGCCCCCAUGCCCACACAAAGCAUCCCAUGCACACAUUCUGAGUCAGCCUGGCUUUGUUUCUUGUCGAGUGAACAUUACCUUGAGCGUUCAUAUGAAACAUUUUGCAAUAAUCGAUUGUUUUUUGUGCUUGUUUAUUGAGUGCGACUGCUAAAUAAGCCACCAUGGGGCCAAAGAAAGUUCUGAGUGCCAGCCCUUUGACAAAGAAGGUGAGAAACACAAUAGAAUUCAAGAAAGAACUCGUAGAAAAGUACAAUUAAAAAGUGAUUAAGGACAUUUGUGCAAAGUGGAGUGAGGUGCAAAGUUUUGUGGAGAAAUGUCACCCUAACAAAGCCGUGUCUACAUGUUCAAUGACAAUGUCGUGUCCCAUUUUAGGCAAAUCUUAAAAGAGACACCAGAAACAGGCCUCUCUGGACCGGUUUUUUUGUGCGACAGGGGUACAGUGACUCUCAAACUGGUCCUAGUGCCAGUAAAAGAUAAAGAAGGGAAGUAACCCCCAGGUAGGGACUUGUUAUCUGAAGUCCUUAUGGGAGGGGAUUCCCCUUCCAAACAAACUCUCUGCCCUCUCCCCUCCUCACUGUCUUCCAUGCACCAACAAGAGUCUUCAAUAAAGGUAAAACUGAUUUAAAUGUUCAUUUAUCCGUUAAAAUUAGUGAUUUAUAUUUAUUUCUCAUUGUUUUCUGUAUGUAAAACUAUAGUUUUUUUUUUUUCAACAAGUCGGCCGUCUCCCACCGAGGCAGGGUGACCCAAAAAAGAAAGAAAAUCCCCAAAAAGAAAAUACUUUCAUCAUCAUUCAACACUUUCACCACACUCACACAUUAUCACUGUUUUUGCAGAGGUGCUCAGAAUACAACAGUUUAGAAGCAUACACAUAUCCCUCCAAACUGCCAAUAUCGUUAUAUAGUUAUUCUCUAUAAAAUGUAUUUUUUAUUAAUAUUUUUGGGUGUCUGGAACAGAUUAAUUGGAUUUACAUUAUUUCUUAUGGGAAAUAUUGCUUUAGUUUUCGUCAAAUUUAGUUUUUGUCAGACUCUCUGGAACGAAUAAAAAACGAAAACCAAGGUUCCACUGUAUAAUGUUUCGUUACCUUCCAAAAUGGCUUAAAAAUUAAUACAAAACACAUUAGCAUCAGAAACAAUGUAACUCUUGCAAACCCUAUUAUACUAUAAAGACAGUAGGCUGAUGCUGCUGACUUAAACCUGUGGCAGAUAUCAUAAUCAGCUAUUUAAAAAAAAAAUUAGUAAAAAAUCUUUUACAAGAAUCAGACUAAAACAGAGCAUUCAUUUUUUUUUUUUUUUUUUUUUUUUUUUGAGAAGAAUCUUGUGAGUGAGUGUACAUUCAGAUGACAAGUCAAGCUUAAGGUAUACACUUCAUUACAAAAGUUUGUGUUGAUGAAAUUUUCCAUUGUGAAUCUUUGUAAAACAAGGACUGACUGGACAAGUUAGGAUGGUGAGGCAAGUUAAUGUUUGAAAGUUAAUUGUAGAUAUAAUUACCGGAAUAAACUUACAAUUCAUAAAUACCAUUUUUUUUAAAACAACUAGUUUUUACUACAGAUGCUUCAGGCUGGAACUUGAAUUUUAGACUAGUAAAUAAUAUAGUUAUAUACCUGGAGUUUACCUGGAGAGAGUUUCGGGGGUCAACGCCCCCGCGGCCCGGUCUGUGACCAGGCUAUAGGCAAUAUUUUCAGACUGUAACAGUUAUAUAAUGACUACAUAAGCUGUAUUCGGUGGAAAGUUUUGCACAAUACUGUGCAUACAGUACAGUAUAUGGUUUGUUAAGCUAAUGUAUCUCAAUUUUUCAGUAAGACUGUGCUUGCAUUCCAGGACAUUAAUUGGUAUCAGUCAUUGGUAAGCAGUCAUUGAUAAAGACUAACAUGUAAUGGACACACUAAUACUGUAGUAGAGAAUGAAAGGAACAGCACAAAAAAAAUUAAUGAUAGCAGUCAGUAAUAAAAAAUAUGGCCUCAUGUCUGCAUGUGUUGCUGACUAUAAAUGUUACUUUUCAGAAUGAUACUGUGCCAUAUUUGCUUAUUUAUAUGAAAAUCUUUAACUUGCUAGCACUGUAUUUACACAGAUGUCCUUUGCCAGAAGUUGGGGUUGUGCUUAGCAAGUUGAAUUCUGAACAGUCUAUAAUUUAAUACUGUACAUUGUAAGUAUGAAUUUGAUCAUGGAAAAGUGCUUAUGUCUUAUUGUUUGUAGCCCCUGCUGUUGGUUUCAAAAAGAAUAAACCCCCACAUCUCUCAGUGUCACAUGUGUAAAUUUUUUCAUGUGUGUGUGUGUGUGUGUGCAAUUACCCUCCAUCUAGCUCACUACUGUACUUAGAGCAGUGGCCAUAAAUUGUAUGACAAUAUAAUUACUUAAUUUUAUUUAAUAUUUUGAUUGAUGUUAUUGUUUUAUAUUACUUUAUAAUAAAUAUUUACUAAACAGUA